Molecule: messenger RNA, 1201 nt
Organism: Parasteatoda tepidariorum (common house spider)
Lineage: Eukaryota; Metazoa; Arthropoda; Arachnida; Araneae; Theridiidae
Source: RefSeq, a predicted model, not a curated record
CGAUUCAAAUAUCGCCGAGUAGUUCCAAAUGAUUUUGGACUCUCAGUUGAAGAAAUAUUAAAAGCUGAAGACAAAGAAUUGAAUCGCUGGUGCUCUAUUAAGAAAACUUGCCAAUACCGCCAAAAGGACGAAGAAAAAUAUGACGUGCAAGCAUUUAAGAAGAAAGCCCAAAUUCCUGCCUUGAAGCAAAAGAUUUUGACCAGUGUUUAUUCAGAACCUAUAAAAGAAGAUUCAGAAACUGAUGACAAGAGUGCCCAGACUUCUACUCAGAAGAAAAAGAGGCGAAAGAAAAAGAAAUCUAAAACUGUAAAUGUUGAAAGUGAAAUGGAACCAAACAUUCAUAGUAAUGAUAAAGAGGAACAUGUUCAAGACAGUCGUCAAAAUAUUGAAAGCCUUGUGGAGUCUCCAACUUCUAAAAAGAAGAAGCAUAGCACUAAUAAUAAUGAAGAAUUUUGCACUGCAAUCAAUGAAGAAAAAGAGGAGUCAGAUUUGACUUGCAAUAAAUCAAUGUCAGAUGACAAUAAUGAAAUCACCAAUUCCAAACGAAAACGAAAAAGGUCAAAGAAAAACAAGAAUGCGGAUUCAGAAACUGUUUCUGAAACACAUUCUUUUGAUGCUCAAACAAGAAAUAGUACUAAUUCAAAUACCAAAAAAACAACUUUCAGUCAAAGUGCCCUAGAUAAUGACGAAAGCAUGGAUAUUACUUUAGAUUCUCCUAAAUCAAAACUAAAUCUUAGUACCUUAGAACAUCCCUCCAAAAGAUUCAAAAGUGAACCUGUUGAUUAUGGCGGUGUUUUUGAAAACCAAACAACUGAACCAGAUUCUGUGAAUAAAAGUAAAAAUACUGAAAACGAUGGUAAUUCAACGAAUGAAACCACUUCCAAAAAACGCAAAAAGAAGAAGAAGAAAUCUAAGAAUGCUAACAAUGUGGAAGGUCAACAAAAAGUUAAAAAACCUUUCUAUUCAUCUUAUAAAAAUCAAUCAAGGCAAGAAACCGAUAAGAGACUUUCACUGGCAGAUAGUAGAUAUGCUGCUUAUAACAUUAAUCCAAAGAAAUUUAAAAAUAAAAUUAAAUAUUCUAAGCAUAACAAAUAGUGUCUGUUUUAGCAUUAUUUUUAAUAUGUAAUUCCAAAAUUCUUUUUGUUAUUCGUUUCUUAUAAUGAAUGUUUUUCAAAAAUAAAUAACUAUUGCCAUUUACUUU